This is a messenger RNA of Lagopus muta (rock ptarmigan), 877 nucleotides long. RefSeq lists its product as uncharacterized. The record is from RefSeq and is a predicted model, not a curated record. NCBI's taxonomy places the organism in Eukaryota, Metazoa, Chordata, Aves, Galliformes, Phasianidae.
AUGGCACAGAAAAUGUUUAGAAAGUUUGUAAAUUGUGUGAACGAUAACUUCCUGGCGCAGUUGGAAAGAAAGUCCACCAGGAGAGGAGCCCUGCUACACCUGCUGCUCACAAAGAGAGAAGAACUGGUGAGAGAUAUGCAGGCUAGGAACUGUCUUGGGCAGAGAGACUACAAAACAGUAGAGUUCUUGUGUUGCAAGCAGGAGCAGAGAGGUGAUUGUUCCCCUAUAUUCAGCACUAGUGAGGCCACACCUCAAGUACUGUGUCCAGUUUUGGGCCCUCACUGCAUGAAAGAUAUUGAGGCCCUGGAACAUGUUCAAAGGAGGGCAACAAAGCUGGUGAGGGGUCUGGAACACAGGCCAUAUGAGGAGAGGCUGAAGGAGCUGGGAAUGUUCAGCCUGGAGAAGAGAAGGCUCAGGGGAGACCUCAUUGCUCUCUAUAACUUCCUGAAGGGAGGUUGUAGUGAGCUGGGGGUUGGCCUCUUCUCUCGUGUCAUUAGUGAUAGGACCAGGGGGAAUGGCUUCAAGCUACGGCAGGGGAGAUUCAGGCUGGACAUUAGGAAGUAUUACUUUUCAGAAAGGGUGGUCAGGCACUGGAAUGGACUGCCCAGGGAGGUGGUGGAGUCACCAAGCCUGGGGGUGUUCAAGGAAAGGCUGGAUGUUGUGUUGAGGGACAUGGUUUAGUGGGAGCUAUUGGGAAUAGGUGAACGGUUGGACUGGAUGAUCUUUUAGGUCUUUUCCAACCUUGGUGAUUCUAUGAUUCUAUGAUUCUAUCGCAACUUCAGCCAACUCCUUUUCCCAUUACAUUGUGUGGUUUUUGAUCACUAGCCUAAGAAAUGCUUAUAAGUGUUACUGUACAUACCAACUAUUUUAAUAGAUG